Messenger RNA from Chrysoperla carnea, 879 nucleotides. It is a transcript of the gene gt, whose product is annotated as protein giant. Gene Ontology annotation, biological process: regulation of transcription by RNA polymerase II. The transcript has a single exon. The record is from RefSeq and is a predicted model, not a curated record. Lineage: Eukaryota; Metazoa; Arthropoda; Insecta; Neuroptera; Chrysopidae. The coding region runs from base 1 to 879 and encodes 292 amino acids. Gene Ontology annotation, molecular function: RNA polymerase II cis-regulatory region sequence-specific DNA binding; DNA-binding transcription factor activity, RNA polymerase II-specific. Gene Ontology annotation, cellular component: nucleus.
AUGGACUGUCGUCAAACAUCAAUCGAAGAAUCGUCUGAUAAUAUGGUUUUGGAUUUAUGUGUUCGUCGAUCUGGUUCCACAACAUUACCUGCGACACCAUCCCCAAAUCGAAUUCGGGAAAGUCCUAACACGACACCGCAAAUAAAUUAUCCUGUAACGCCAUAUUUACUUAAUCAUCAAUCGUAUCCUGCGUAUUUAAUGCAACAAACUCACAUUAAACAAGAGAUCCCUGUUCAAAAUCGGAGUCCAACAUCACCAAAACGCGAUUUUGUUGAAUCUUCUAUGGAUGAAAUCAAAUCACGAUCGCAACCACCCAUGAUGGCAGUAGCAGAUACAACUAUGAUACCAAACACAAUGGUAUCACCGAAUAGCCUAGCAGUUGCGUCGCUAUUUAACGGUUUUAGACCAAAUAAUGGAUUAAUCAAAUGCACAACGCGUCCGUUUAAAGCAUACCCAAAAGAUCCAACAAUGAUAUUAGCAAAUGAUAUGGCUGGACAUGGGCGUGAAUUAUUAUUAAAUCAAGAAUCACAAGAGUCUUAUACUGAAUUUCGACGUCGAAUGUUGGCACAAGUUAAUAACAAUAAUAACAAUAUCAUUCCAGGUGUAACAAAUCCAAAAAUGCGACGAAAUUCUCGAAAUUCAGAGCAUAAUUCUUCCGAUAGUAACACACAAGGGGAAAAAGAUGCCGCAUACUGGGAACGCCGAAGAAAAAAUAAUGAAGCAGCAAAACGAUCACGUGAUGCUCGCCGAGCUAAAGAAGAUGAAAUUGCAAUUCGUGCUGCAUUUUUGGAACAUGAAAAUAUGCGUUUGAAAAUUGAAUGUGCUGCUUUACGCGAUGAAUUAAAUGAAUUGAGAACAUUAAUUAACGUGAAUAAUUAA